AAUUUUGAAAAGGAAAAUUUAAUGUAAAACAUAAAUAGAAAAAGAGAGUUUAACGUAGUUCACACCCCCUAAUUUAAAGUAUGGUCCGUGGUAUUGUCUAAUGGCGCGUGACAGUUCACGUGACCUUGAGUCGCAUAGCGGAUUCUUUUUAUUAGGCAUAGUUUCAAUCCCCCGCCAAAUUGUAGGUUUAAGAUAAUGUCUUCUGCUUCUAACUACUACUGUCCAUUACUCAAGCUCUGCUGCGAAACACAUAACCAAAUACAAGCAAAGAAGCUACAUUGCCUCAUAGUCAAAACCGUAAUAGACCCAGAAACUUUUCUCUUGAACAAUCUCAUCAGCACUUAUCACAAAUUAGGCAAUCUAAACUAUGCCCGCCGAGUGUUCGAUCAAAUUCCUCAACCAAACCUCUUCUCAUGGAACACCAUUCUUUCGGCUUACUCGAAGUCUGGGUGGCUCUCUGAAAUGAAAAAUAUUUUUGGUCGAAUGCCAAGUCGAGAUGGGGUUUCUUGGAAUUCUGUUAUUUCGGGUUAUGCAAGUCAUGGAUCGCUUGAUGAGUCGAUGAAGUUUUAUAAGUUGAUGUUGAAAGAUGGACCCACUAAUUUGAAUCGGAUUACAUUUUCGACAAUGCUCAUAAUCUCAUCCAAUCAGGGUUGUAUCGGAUUGGGUAGGCAAAUUCAUGGACAGAUAGUGAGAUUUGGUUUCGAGUCAUAUGUUUUCGUGGGUAGUCCUUUGGUGGAUAUGUACUCAAAAGCAGGGUUAAUUUAUGACGCAAAACGGGUUUUUGACAUAUUGCCCGAGAGGAACUUGGUUAUGUAUAAUACAAUGAUCACGGGUCUUUUGAGGUGUGGAAUGAUUGAAGAUUCAGAGCAUUUGUUUCGUUGUAUGCCCGAAAAAGAUUCAAUCUCAUGGACAAUAAUGAUUACGGGACUUACCCAGAAUGGACUAGAGAGAGAAGCAGUUGAUACAUUUAGGGAAAUGAGGUUGGAAGGAUUGGCGAUCGAUCAGUUUACUUUUGGUAGUAUCUUGACUGCUUGUGGGGGUCUUCUGGCCUUGAAGGAAGGCAAGCAGAUCCAUGCUUUUAUAAUUAGGACUGACCACCUUGAUAAUGUCUUUGUGGGUAGUGCCCUUGUUGACAUGUAUUCCAAGUGUAGAAGCAUAAAAUACGCAGAAACAGUUUUUAAGAGAAUGAGCCACAAAAAUAUUGUAUCUUGGACUGCAAUGGUAGUGGGCUAUGGUCAGAAUGGGUACAGUGAAGAAGCUGUUCGGAUCUUUUGCGAGAUGCAGAGGAAUGGGAUUGAUCCAGAUGAUUUUACUCUUGGAAGUGUUAUUAGCUCAUGUGCAAAUUUGGCAAGCUUAGAAGAGGGUGCCCAAUUUCAUGGCAAAGCACUGGUUUCAGGCUUGAUUUCCUUUAUUACUGUUUCUAAUGCACUUAUAACGUUGUAUGGUAAAUGUGGAAGCAUAGAAGAGUCGCAUCAGUUGUUCAAGGAGUUGAACUUUAGGGACGAAGUCUCGUGGACUGCAUUGGUUUCAGGGUAUGCUCAGUUUGGAAAAGCGAAUGAGACAAUUGCGUUGUUUGAGAAAAUGUUGGCCCAUGGUCUGCAACCUGAUGGAGUUACUUUUAUUGGGGUUCUUUCAGCUUGCAGCAGAGCGGGACUGGUAGAGAAAGGACGUCAGUAUUUUGAAUCAAUGGUAAAAGAACAUGGAAUUGUUCCAAUUCAAGAUCACUACACUUGUAUGAUUGAUCUUUUCAGCCGAGCUGGGAGGUUAGAAGAAGCAAAAAGUUUCAUAGAUAAGAUGCCUUGCCGUCCUGAUGCGAUUGGUUGGGCUACCUUGCUGAGUUCAUGUAGAGUUCAAGGUAAUAUGGAAAUGGGGACAUGGGCAGCAAAGUCUCUGCUAGAACUAGAGCCCGGGAACCCUGCAAGCUAUAUUUUGCUCUCAAGCAUGUAUGCUGCUAAAGGGAAGUGGGAUGAAGUGGCUAAAUUAAGAAGAGGAAUGAGAGAUAAAGGCGUAAGAAAGGAACCGGGAUGUAGUUGGAUUAAAUAUAAAAAUAGAGUACACAUUUUUUCAGCUGACGACAGGUCAAGCCCAUAUUCAGAUAAGAUUUAUGCUGAGCUUGAGAAAUUGAACUGCAAGAUGAUUGAGGAGGGAUAUGUGCCUGAUAUGAGUUCUGUUCUGCAUGACGUUGACGAAUCAGAGAAGAUAAAGAUGCUUAACCACCACAGUGAGAGGCUUGCUAUUACAUUCGGCUUGAUUUUUAUUCCUCCUGGCCAGCCCAUACGAGUGGUCAAAAACCUCAGGGUAUGUGGAGAUUGCCACAAUGCAACUAAAUUCAUUUCUAAGAUCACCCACAGAGAGAUUCUUGUACGAGACUCUGUUCGGUUCCAUUUGUUUAAAGAUGGAACAUGUUCCUGUGGAGAUUUCUGGUAAUGCAGAUUGGUCGGUGCUCAAAGCUCUUGCAGAGGGUAUUAAAACCUUAGAAUGCAUAAGAUAAAUGAUAGAAAGCCAUGAAAUGUGUGCAUAAGGAAAUAUAUCAAUCCUAUUCACUUGAGAAUUUGGAUAGAUUUCUCAUAGAGCACCAGGGUUUAAUUUUGGUACAACAGUCGAGAUGAGCAAUCUUGUGAGAUUAAAACACAAUUCAGUAAUGAUCUCUGGGAAUAUACAAUACAGUACAGUAUAACUUGUUGGACAUAUCCAACAAACAAGUGCACUUUAAAGGGAGAAGCUAUGAGCAAAUUCGUCGAUGUGUGCUUAAAAAUGAAGAAUUUAACAGAUAAGGUUUCGAUGGGCCAUAGCUGACAAGGUAAGAAUUCUGAUUCCUGAAACCUUCCAGUUCUGAUGCAUAAACAACAGAGAUGAGGUACCCCUUUCUGUUGGAUCUGCAAAAUGCUGCCUUUUCAACUCCAGAUGAUCAAUACACUUAGUAUUUGGGGGACCUGGUGUCUUGUUCGAGUUUAUGGUACACUAGAGCAUAAUGUACACUAGGAGAGAAGCCGGGUACAGAACUGGAGAGCCUACGAGAAUUACCUGCAACCGUGUGCAGAUCUCAAGGACUUCAGCAAGAGGUGCCCAGUCUCCGAAAUUUCUCUCUAUAAACUGGUAGGCAAUUCCACUCUUUCCUCUGCCAACUAUGAAGA
This is a messenger RNA of Cornus florida, 3134 nucleotides long. Its product is annotated as putative pentatricopeptide repeat-containing protein At1g68930. Gene Ontology annotation, molecular function: zinc ion binding; RNA binding; protein binding. The record is from RefSeq and is a predicted model, not a curated record. Gene Ontology annotation, biological process: RNA modification. NCBI's taxonomy places the organism in Eukaryota, Viridiplantae, Streptophyta, Magnoliopsida, Cornales, Cornaceae. The coding region runs from base 196 to 2427 and encodes 743 amino acids. The transcript is spliced from 2 exons.